AUGAAGUUGUUGAAUAGUUCAGUGAAACCGUUGGUUCUGACUCAUAUUGUUGGCAAGAACGUCUUCAUUAAUGAGCAAACUCUUAUCAAUUGGCCAGCGUGGUUCUGGUGGUCGAUUGUUGGUGGAAGUUUAAUUUGUUGCUUGAGUUGUAUGGUCUGGAUAGUUUCCUCGCUCCUAUUUUUGAGAAGAGAAAUGCCAUGUACCCAUACAGUUCAAGUUGUAGUUGAGCAGGAUGGAGGAACUCCUCAAAAGCCGACAAGUGAUCCGAUGAAAGAAGAUGAUGUCGCUCAAGAUGAUCCGCCUGAAAAUGAGAAUCCUUCAACAGUUGAGAGUGGAUUACACACUGAUCUACCGUCUUUCAUCCAAAGAUCCGCUAAAACAACAGAAAGAAAUGAAGUGAUAGACUCGAAGAAACCGGAGCCACUAUCUGAUGUGGCAGGAGAAUCAAAGAAAUCUGCAAAGUCUAGAAAAUCUUCAGUUUCCCGCAAAUCGUCUAAAAAUGAAUCCAAAAAAUCUUCGAAAAAAUCAGCAAAAUCGUCGAAAUCAGCAAAAUCGUCUGAGCCAAUAGAUAGACAAGAUGGUGGAAAAGACAAGGAAUAUUGCAUUCAAAUAGACUCAAAUGAUUAUGAAAUGGCGUCUGAACCAAUCAAAUAUGGGUUCUUUCAAAAGAUAUCCCGUUCAAUGUUCUACUCAAGAGAUUUCUAA
Molecule: messenger RNA, 705 nt
Organism: Caenorhabditis remanei
Lineage: Eukaryota; Metazoa; Nematoda; Chromadorea; Rhabditida; Rhabditidae
Exons: 4
Coding region: 1-705 (234 amino acids)
Source: RefSeq, a predicted model, not a curated record